Messenger RNA from Knipowitschia caucasica, 837 nucleotides. The record is from the annotation of a GenBank genome assembly. NCBI's taxonomy places the organism in Eukaryota, Metazoa, Chordata, Actinopteri, Gobiiformes, Gobiidae.
AUGCCGAUCAUCAGCAAUGCCAACCAUGACUUCAGCGUGUACUCGGUCAGCAGCGACGACAGUAGCUUUGACCGCUUCUUCACCGAGAUCCCAGAGACCGAGACCCUCAAGGGGGUCUACUACAGCCGAGCACAGCGGCUCCGGGAGCCCAGGACGCAAGCGGAGCCUGACCUGGCCAUCAUCAAUGUCGGGGGGAACAGCUACGCCUUCCCCUGGUCCACGCUGGAGAAGUUUCCCCAGACCCGAUUGGGCAGACUGCGCUUCUGCUCGACGCCCGAGGAGAUCUCCCGACUUUGCGACGACUAUGACGAGAUACGGAAGGAGUUCUUCUUUGACCGCAACCCGAUGGCGUUCAGGAUGAUCCUGAACUUCCUGGCAGCGGGGAAGCUGCGUCUGCUGCGUGAUCUGUGUGCUGUGAGCUUACAUGAUGAGCUAAACUAUUGGGGCAUGGACCCAAGUCACAUGGAGCGCUGCUGCAGGCGCAAGCUGCUGACUCGGGUCGACGAGAAGACUGAGAAGGACCGGAAAGACCAGGAGUGGAGACAGAGGAGGAGUCACCUGCAGCAGCAGAGCCAGGACAUCAGGCAGGGCUUCAGCAGGCUCGUGUGGAAGGUGAGGGAGAUCGUGGAGAAUCCUCACUCUGGGAUCCUGGGGAAGAUCUUCGCCUGUGUGUCGGUGGUCAUGGUUCUGGUGACCGUGGUCAGCCUCUGCAUCAGCACCAUGCCUGACCUGAGGGACGAAGGGAAGAGGGUUCCUCAGGCGGAAAAGAAGGAUGGAGUUCCCUCCAGUCAAUCGCUCUGGUCAGCACCAAUCCACGGCUCAAAGCGGAGACUGUAG